AUGAUUGCUCUUUUUUUUUUUCCUAAACGAUAUAUAAUAAUUUUAUUUUUAAUUUCUAUACUUUUUUAUGGAACAUUAUGUAAAGGUUUUAAAAAAAAGGAUAAAUUAUUUUUAAAAAAAGAAGUUUAUUUUUCUAAUGCAACAAAUCGAGUUCACAAUGAAGUUGUUAAUAUUAUGAAAAAAAAAGUAAGAAUAUUUUGUGUUAUUUUAGCUGGUUAUAAACAUAAAAAAUCAAGAAUUAUUCCUCAAUUAAAAACUUGGGUUAAAAGAUGUGAUGGUUAUAUUUAUGCAACUGGUGUGGCAGACAAAAGUAUUAAUUCAAUACGAGCAUUUAGUAAAGAUUCAUAUGAAUAUUCUUAUGCUAAAGUUAGGAAUGGAUUAAAAUAUGUAUAUAAAAAAUUUAAAGGACAAUAUGAUUUUAUAUUAAAGUCUGAUUCAGAUGCUUAUAUAAUUAUGGAAAAUCUUAGAAUGUAUCUACAUAAUCGUAAUCCGGAUGAACAUUUAUAUUCAGGAUAUCAAAUGUAUACUCAUACAUCGAAAAUUAAUCCUAAAUUUCCUUUAAAUCAAGGUGGUGUUGGUUAUGUAUUAAGUAGAAGAACUGUAAAAGAUUUAGUUGAAAAAGGAUUUAAGAAUGGGAGAAUUUGUUUAAAAAGAAAUGAUGGAUUUGAGGAUGUUGAAAUUGCAAGAUGUUUAAAAAAUAUGAAAAUUUAUCCUAAUGAUGCAAGAGAUUAUAAAAAUAGGGAAUUAUUUUUUCCAACAGAUCCUGUUUAUGUUGUUGGAGUUCAUAAAAAUAUGCCUGCACAUCCAUAUUACAGAUCAUGGAGUGUUCAUAUGUAUGAAUCAAAAGUACCAAUGAGUGACUUUCCAAUUGGUUUUCAUUGGGUUAGUAAUGGAAUGAUGGAAGCAUUAGAAUAUCUUUUAUAUAAUGUUAAUGUUGCUGGCUUACAAAAUAAAUUUUUUUCUUUAAAUGAUGAUGAUGAUGAGAUAUACAAAAACAAAAUAAAAUAUAGUUCCGAAUUUUUAAGUAUAUUUUCGGAGAAUUAUUUUAAAUAA
Messenger RNA from Strongyloides ratti, 1053 nucleotides. RefSeq names its product Glycoprotein-N-acetylgalactosamine 3-beta-galactosyltransferase 1. Gene Ontology annotation, molecular function: N-acetylgalactosaminide beta-1,3-galactosyltransferase activity. The record is from RefSeq and is a predicted model, not a curated record. Gene Ontology annotation, cellular component: membrane. The transcript has 2 exons. NCBI's taxonomy places the organism in Eukaryota, Metazoa, Nematoda, Chromadorea, Rhabditida, Strongyloididae. Bases 1 to 1053 code for a protein of 350 amino acids.